CUGAAUAGUAUAAAAACUUCUCCGUUUCAGCUUUUCAGAAUAUACGCGCAAGAUCCUGCACCCCACAUAGUAGCCUAUUUUUACCAACUGCGUUGGUCGUGUGACACAUUUAGCCUUUAGCUAUAAAUGCAUAUUUCAUAUGGUAUUUAACAACCACACAUUGUCGAACGCGUUAAUUCAGCAAAGGCUAGCCGUAUAGACAUUGUUGUAAUCAAACUCGAAGCAAAGUAGCCUACCAGAAAAAAACUCCGCGUUUUGGGGAAGUCCCUCAAGGAAAUCCCCUUUAGUGUUGGAAUAUUAUUUCGUAGGCUAUUGAACCCGCAGAUUACUGACUGAGUGUAUAUUUACCAAAUCGUAAAGUGAGUGUGAUCUGAAAAAUGAAAUGUUGACUGUGACUGUAUAGACAGGACUGAAGGCUCUGAUUUGUGGAUUUGACCGAAAAGGAUAUGGAAAAAAUAAAAGCGGAAAAAGUUGCAGUAAACUCCAAAUUGCCUAGUAGCUACAGGCUGAACACUUCAUAUCAAUGGACUGGACAUGAAAUGGACGGCACAAUUGCAGAUCUUGAAGCUAGAUUGGGAAGAUACGAUGGCACAUGUAUGAAGGUGGACACAGAGGAAUCUUUCGCAUUGAAACCACCGAAAUCUUUGUUGGGUUUGUGUAAUGAAGCGAGUAAUAUAAACCAAAGUCUGCCAGAUAGCCCUACAGAGACGCACGGUGUCCAUAAAUCGAAGACAAACAAACUUGAGUUUGACUGCCGGCUGCAUCAUGCAUGGGAGACCGAGCAUGAGAUAUCAGGAAUCGCAGAUAGGCAGCUGCUCCUGAAGGAGUUUAGAAAGCAGACAACAGAGGAGCAGUGGACAAUGAAGGAUGAGCAGGACCUGUUCUGCAGCUCUCUGGAUGAGGUUUCGCCAAACCAGCUGGCGGCCCAACUUGGGGCCAUGAUCACGGUGUGUCAGGAGCUGCUGAAGAGGCUGGAGAGGAAGAGGCAGGGGGAUGGGUCUAUGGAGAAAGGGACACAUGAGCUGCCAUUUAAACAGUCUACUGAUUACUCAAAAGCUGCUCAUCUCAAUACCUUAGUCAGCAAACUGAGAGAGGAAAACAAGGAGCUGAAGCAGAGAAUUGCCAUUGUCGAGAACCUUAAUUCUGAAUGGCAGAAGUAUGACCAGGGCAGAGAAGAGUAUGUGAAAGGAUUGUGCAAGAGACUGAAGGAGUCCGAUCCCUUGGCUGGUGUGGGAGUGGCGUUGCGGGCAGGUGUAGGAACAGAAGCACUGGUGCAGCAGGAGAUAGCGAGACUGAACUGCCUCCUGGAUGAAAAGAUGAAGGACUGCACUAAGCUCCGCAGAGAGCUGGAGGACUCCAGGAAGGAGUAUCAGGAACACAUCCAGGCCCUGAAGCAGCAGGCCCUCAUUUAUGAGGAAGACUUUAAGUGUGAGCGUGCCGAUCGGGAGAGGGCGCAAAGUAGAAUUCAGGACCUGCAACAGGAGGUGCUGCGCCUCCAACUGAAACUCCGCAAAAAACAGGAGCGGGGAGAUGCAUCAGCCCUGUGUUGGGUGCAUUUGGGACACAGGCUGUCUGCACACAUACAAGUGGAUGGCGCUGAGCCACUGAUGACCAGCGCUGACCAGCCAGGACUGCAGCAGUCAAGCAGACAGUUGGCUACGGUUCGGAACAAUAGCCAAGGCUUAAUGGACCUACAGUGCCCAUGAUGUUGAAGGCACUGAGGACUACGAUCACAUAGCGGAGUAACUCAAAGCACUGUGAAGAUUUAUGGCAGGAAACAGGAAGUGACAUUGAGACGUAGUUUGAGUACAAGCGCUACAUGUCCCAAGACGUGACAAAUUUCACCUCUUGACUUUUUUCAAAGAACUCAAGAUGAUACUGUAGAAAGGCCUUUUAGUUUCUUUGUACUGUUCUGGAGCAUUGUGCUAAUGCAUUUAAGUACACUUUAUGGACUUGGAUUUGUAGACUUGAGGAAUACACCUUUUUUAAGGCAGAAUUCAGCACAUGAAGCAGCAAAAUUCAUUUUACUACAGUCUCUGUGAAGAUGGCUUGGUUCCGUGUAAUUUUUCUGAGAAUUAUACUUCCAUGGCACUUAAGUUAGUUUUCGUGCCAGAGGAAGCUCUAGAGACAAGUAAUUGGACCGAACGCAAAGCUGCUCACCGAAUAUACCUCAGUAAAAUGUUUUCACGUUUUCUGUCACAGUAUUGUGAACUCUGUACAUUCUUGACAUAACAAGUGUGUAAAAAUUACAUAAGUUUAGUAAGUUUAUUUAUGAUGCUGCCUAUUUAACUGUGAUGCUGGUUAUGUAGAUUUUCUUUUCUGUAUUAUAUUUUGUUUUCAAUGUUAUAAAUGAAACUUUUGUUGUAUAUAUAAUGUUAUAUAGUAUUUAAAUACAGUCCAUCAUGUCAGUAUAUUGCUGAUUUAAACCCUUAAGUAGCAACCCUUUUCUUGACACGUGCUUGAAAAUGACAAACCAAAAAUAAAAUGGUUACUAUUCUUGAA
Conger conger (European conger) is the source of this 2502-nucleotide messenger RNA. RefSeq names its product TNFAIP3 interacting protein 2 (gene tnip2). Gene Ontology annotation, biological process: cellular response to lipopolysaccharide; regulation of transcription by RNA polymerase II. The coding region runs from base 447 to 1706 and encodes 419 amino acids. NCBI's taxonomy places the organism in Eukaryota, Metazoa, Chordata, Actinopteri, Anguilliformes, Congridae. The transcript is spliced from 6 exons. The record is from RefSeq and is a predicted model, not a curated record.